Molecule: messenger RNA, 2263 nt
Organism: Schistosoma curassoni
Lineage: Eukaryota; Metazoa; Platyhelminthes; Trematoda; Strigeidida; Schistosomatidae
Source: the annotation of a GenBank genome assembly
AUUUUCCACCAUACAUUUCACAUUAUAUAAGUUUCCUUUUAAAUAUGAUGAUGUAAUAUUUACCAAUUAUUUAUUUAUAAAAAGAUGGUGUUAUUCAAUAUAGAAAUGAAUUGGACAAAUCAAUAAUUAUCAAAAAACAACACAGUUUAUUCAUCAUUGUUACCACGUUACACUUAGCUUCUAAUAGCUAACUGAAAUAAUCAUAUGGAUUUAAUUGUAUUAUUGAAGUGAUUUUAACCAUAGAUAAUUAUGCCAAUUUUUAAUCAUUGUCCAGUUCAAGCUAAAGAUUAUUGUCAAAAUGGUGGAGAAUGCUUUUAUUUAUCCGGAGAUCCAAGUGUGUAUAUGUGCAGCUGUUUUAUGCCAUUCUAUGGACCGCAGUGUGAACAUAAAGCUCCUGGUAAAGAUAAACAAAUUGAAGUUGAAGAAAUACAAAAAAAUAUAAAUCAUCAUGAGAAUCAUGAGAAUAAUGAAGGUUUUAUGAUUAAAAGAUCAGUUGAUCGUGCAAUGACAUUGACUGCAUUAAUAUUCAUUGUGGUCACAUUUUUAGGAAUGUUAAUUUUAGCUUGGUAUAUUUCUAGGCGUAGACGUAAAGAUUAUGCUAGAUGGAGAAAAAUGACCGAGUUAGCAAUGAAGUCAAAUAUCAAAGAGAAAUCUGACAAACAAACACAAAUCACAUUUGAUCAUUCUGAUGAGAAGGAAACUUCUUCAUUAAAUAAAUCUAUUCAUUCCUUGGAUAAUAACAGUCAUUUUGAUUAUGGUUAUCCUGAGGUGGAUAAUGAUAAACAAGAUAUAGAAGCCCAAUUUGAGCAAGCUAAAAACAAUUCAGAGCAUAAUGAUCAUUGUCAAAAACAAAAUGACGAAUAUUCCGAUUUUAAUUUACGAAAUGAAGAAUUAUCAGUUCGGAACACUUCAAAGAUUGUGGAAACAAUCAAAUCUAUUGGUGAACUGAAUACCUGCAAAGAGAAUAACAUAAAUCAAUUCAAUUCUGAUAUAGCUAUAACUUCUAAUACUACUACUGAUAAUAAUGAUUAUAAUAAUAAUAAUGAUGUUACAGAAUUAUCAAAUAGCAAUCAUAAUGAAUUAAGUCAGAAAAAACGAACUAAAAGUAAACGAAUAGCAUCAAACUCAAACAAUCAACUUAUAUCUAAUCAAUCUGUAAUAGAUCGUAAUCAAUUAACUGAUACAUUGAAUGAUAACAUAAUGAAUAAUGAUGAAUAUACAGAUUUGAAAGAAGAAACAAAAGAGAUAGGUGUAAAUGUCAUAAAAAAUUCACACACAACAGAACUAUCAAAGAAAUCCAACAUAACAAUACGAAAUGAUGAAAUUGAUCAUAACUUUGAUCCAUCUAAACGUCUGUCUAUGGAAAAUCAACAUCAUCUUAAUAAAACUUAUGCUCCAAUGAUUAGUAAUACCAUUGGUCGUAAAUUAUCUAAUUCAAAUUAUCCUAUAGCAAAUAUUUUAAGUAAUGCUAUUUUAGAUAGACCAUAUAUUAAUGCUGAUGAAAUUCAUACAUUAUUCGAUCCACAUUCAUCUAAUUCAACAUUGAAUCCUUAUCAUGAUUUAGAAUAUUACAAUCCGAUGAAUACAAAAAUAAGUUCAACUUUACCACGUGAUUAUAAACAAGAAAUAUAUACAACUAAUGUAAAAGAUCGUAAUAAUAAUAAUAAUAGUAAUGGUAACAAUAAUAAUAAUAAUAAUUCUGUCCAUAGAAACCAACCAUCUCGUUAUUUAAAUAAAGAUUACAAGAGUAAUAAAUUAGUUUAUGGACAACAAGAACCAUUUAUUGUAGCAUCACAACAUGAUGCAUUAUUAUCAGAAUUAUUACAUCGAGGUAUGAAUUCAAAUCCUGAAGAAUCACGUCCAAAAAGUACAUUUUAAUAAUAAUGAUACGUAAAGUAAAUCAACGAUACAUCUAAAUACACAUUAGCAUGUACAUGUAUUAAUUAUAUUCAUGUACAUAUUCAUUAUUCAUCAAUAUCAUCUUAAAUGAUUAUCAUCAGUAUCCGUGGAAUUAAACAUUGGAUGAAAAAUUGUGAUAAUAUUAGUAUUAAACAAGUAUAUAAUCAUAAUACUGAUAGAAAUAUUAUCAGGGAUCAAUUUCCAAUUGAAUCAAUCAUUUCUAUCAUUAAAAAAAUUGAUCUCAGUACUACUACUACUACUACCAAUACUACUACUACUACCACUACCACUACUACUACCACUACUAAUACUAAUACUAAUACUACUACUUAUACUAAUACCAAUACUACUACUACUACUACUA